Sugiyamaella lignohabitans is the source of this 951-nucleotide messenger RNA. It is a transcript of the gene FRE5, whose product is annotated as Fre5p. The coding region runs from base 1 to 951 and encodes 316 amino acids. Gene Ontology annotation, biological process: iron ion transport; intracellular iron ion homeostasis; copper ion import. Lineage: Eukaryota; Fungi; Ascomycota; Dipodascomycetes; Dipodascales; Trichomonascaceae. Gene Ontology annotation, molecular function: ferric-chelate reductase activity. The record is from RefSeq and is a predicted model, not a curated record. The transcript has a single exon. Gene Ontology annotation, cellular component: plasma membrane.
AUGGCAGUCGGGUGGAUCAUGGGUGCAUGGUACCACCUAAAACUCACUGAACUUGAUCGAAACUACAUGUAUGCUACGAUUACCGUAUGGUGCUUUGAUCGGUUAAUGCGUAUAGUACGCAUCAUAUAUUCUGGAGUGAAAUCAAAUGCGGAUGUGAGAUUUCAUGAGGGAGAUGUUGUCACCUUAAAGAUGAACUAUUCAAACCGUUGGAAACACUACCCGGGAUGUUUUGUGUUCAUUUACAUUUUGCGUCCAAAUAGAUUUUGGGAGUCGCAUCCAUUUACUGUCAUGGUCCCUCCGAAACCAGUAGAAAGUAACAAACUGCAAAUCACCUUCAAAGUCAAGAAUGGUUUAACAAAGCACACAAAGGAUUUCUUAUUUUCAUCAUGCGGAGAAGAAUUAUCAGCCAACAUACCCAUUCUCAUAGAGGGCCCAUACGGCCGCUACCACAACCUUCAUCUCUAUGACAGUGUUGUAUUAAUCGCUGGAGGGAUAGGGGUCACUAGCACCUAUUCCUAUGCCUAUGAUCUUAUCAAAAAUUGCUCUAAUGAAAAACAAAGAAUUACAUUCAUCUGGUACAUGCAUGACCGAACUCCUUUGGACUGGUUUUCGGAGGAGCUUGACUUAUUACGCAGUGAUUCACGGGUGACGGUUAGGAUUUUUGUAAAGUAUAAAGAGCUUGCAUCGGCUUCCAGGUAUGUGGAUGAUUCUAACUCUGGCCUGGGCGAAAAAUAUUUUACUGUCGUUUCCCAAGAAAUAACCGCUACAUCUAGUGAUAAAACUGAAGUGGCUACACUAGUAUCAGAGGCAGUAUCCCGAGGUGAUCCCAGAAUAGCCUUCUUAUCUUGUGGACCGGGACGAAUGAACGAUGAUAUUCGAUUCACAAUAUCUAAAAGUUUAUCUUCCUCGAAAUCAAGAGUGGAUUAUUUUGAAGAGUCAUUUUCUUGGUAG